Babjeviella inositovora NRRL Y-12698 is the source of this 343-nucleotide messenger RNA. RefSeq lists its product as uncharacterized. The transcript has a single exon. NCBI's taxonomy places the organism in Eukaryota, Fungi, Ascomycota, Pichiomycetes, Serinales. The record is from RefSeq and is a predicted model, not a curated record. The coding region runs from base 74 to 295 and encodes 73 amino acids.
CGCGAGUAUAAAUACAGAUGUUACGAGUUCCUAUAGCUCGAGACUAUGUCCCUAGCAGUUACUUGAUAUACAAAUGUCUAUUCGAGUAGCGGCUUCCAUAAUACACAAUUUACGGAGACAUAAAUUGAAAGACCGGGUGCAGUUUAACACCUUUUACCGGCAAGUUAAGGCAAUCGGCACCACGAAGUUCUAUAUAAUGGACGGGAGAUACCGUUCCUUGCUUUUAUACAACACUCAUCCUUUCUUCUAUUCCUCUCGUGAGAGACAACUAUCUGCACCACGGUCUAGACCAUGAAUGCCCGAUUCGGAAGGUAAAAAUACCCCAAGCACCUUAUCUCAAAAC